Molecule: messenger RNA, 2014 nt
Organism: Phlebotomus argentipes
Lineage: Eukaryota; Metazoa; Arthropoda; Insecta; Diptera; Psychodidae
Product: zinc finger protein 99-like
Exons: 3
Coding region: 5-2014 (669 amino acids)
Source: RefSeq, a predicted model, not a curated record
AGAAAUGAACAAUUCUGAGGAAAGUGCGUGUAAUGCUGAAGAAAUAACUAAAACUGUGACGAAUAUAAAAGACAAGGACGAUGAAUUAGGGCCAGAACAGCGGUGCAUGACGUUGAGGAACAAGAAACGCUGUAUUUCCCCCGAUUCAUCAGGCAGUGAGGAUGACGAUAAGGAUAGUGACGAGAGAGAUGCUCAUGACAGGAAGAAUAGCAAGAAGACAUUGAGUAAGAAGGUGAAAUCACACGAGGAUGGCCGGAAGAAUCCUUCACUUCCUCUGCUGCAUUGCUACAUUUGCCAGAAAUCCUAUACGAAAGCCUAUCCCCUGUCGAAGCACCUCGAUGAGCACUAUAGUAAUCGAAAGGUGACACACGAAAAUCCGUGUCCUUGUUCGCAAUGUGGAAAAAUAUUUACAACCCAGAAAUUCUUAGAAUGCCACAAAAUUUGCCACAAAGUUGAGAAGCUAUAUGAUUGCAGAGUAUGCAGCAGAAGAUUUUCUACGGCAAAAAUACUGCGUCUCCACCGUGAGUAUCAUGCAAAGGAGAAGAAGUACAAUUGUGAGGUUUGCAGUGAGAGCUUUCGCUUUCAAAAUGCCUUUAUUAUCCACGUGGAGAAACACAUUGAGAGAUUGCCACUGCCUCAGGAACUCCUGGAUCUCCAUGUAAUUCCGGCGAUUGAUGAUAGUUGUCAAGCACCGCCUGGAGUGAAUCAGGAUCUCAUGAAUGGUGGAAUUCUGUACAAGUGCAGUCAGUGUCCACAAAAGUUUGCCACAGUGAAUGAGAGACGCAAUCACCAGAGCCGCGAACAUCCCAAGAUUCACACUUGCGAGUAUUGUGGCAAGGAAUUGAGAAGCUCUUUCAGCUAUCGCCUGCAUCUGGUGUCGCAUACAAAGGAGAAGACAUUCAAGUGCAAAUUGUGCGGUGAAGCAUUCGCCUAUCCGAAUCUCCUGGUGGUCCACAGAAGAGUGGCUCACGGAACUGGAGAUCCGGAGAAGUUGCUACGUCCCUAUCGCUGUGAGCCUUGUGGCAAGGCGUACGUGUUUAAAUACGCCUUAACUGAGCACAUCAACUUUGUGCACAGGGACUUGAAACUGAUAUGUGAUCUGUGUGGGUAUUCUUAUGGGACGAAGGCGCGUCUCAGGCGGCACUUUAAGAGGGUGCAUCUGCGGACGAAGGUGAAUGAGAAGCAGAGAGCGACGUGCGCGAGAAUAGUUGGCAGUAAGGCGGAGAUAGGCAAGGAACGAAAGUGUCCCGAAUGCGACUUUCUGGCCUACAGAAUGGCAGAACUGCGGACGCAUCGUAUUGAGAGUCACUUCAACGGUUUGCACUGUGAUGAAUGUAAUGUCACGAUGAACAGCAUUUUGACCUACCGUCAGCACGCUGAAGAUCACAAGGACGGGAUUUCGGUGGUACCGGGACCUGGGCGACACGGAAAGAUCUUCGGAUGCAUUAGCUGUGAUAAAUUCUACACAGACAGGCGUUUUCUGCGCGAUCACAUAAAUGCCCGACACAAAUCCAUUAUAUUCAAAUGCGAUCACUGCGAUAUGACGUUCCAGACCAAGAGAUAUUUGGUGAGACAUUUAUCUUUGCAUCAUGGCAUCACCAAUAAGGAGCCAAUGCCCAAGAAAGUGGAAGGAAUGAAGAAGAAGGCGCCGAAGAAAAUGAAAAUCAAGAAUAUUCAAUCUCCAGAGAUGCAAUCUUUACCACCUCAUAUUUCUCAUCAGAGUCUUACAUCGUCUGUCCAAGAAUACAAAGUGCUAGCUCAGACUUCAGUGCAGUCAAUUGAAGGACAGCAACAUUUUAAGAGGGAAUCCAAAACUGAGUCCAUAUCUAUUCCGAGUCAGACUCAUAUAGUAUCGAGUAUAGUAUCGCCCGGCCAUGAAAUGCAGCAAUUGAGGAUGCUAACGCCUGUCUCAAUGCAGCCAACAUCGACAGUGUCUCUCGGAGGACAGCAAUAUUUUAAAGGCGAAGCAAAUGAACAAGCACUUCAAUAUGUGCACUUUGGGAACAUUGGUUGA